UUGAGUAUAAGGAGGACGAGGUUUACCCCAAACCUCCGUCGUACAAUGUUGCCACGUCACUGCCGUCAUACGACGAGGCCGAGAGGAGCAAAGCGGAGGCCAGCGUUCCUCUCGUCACUGACAGGGAUGAGGACUUCAUUGCCAGAGACAGCUUCGAAGAUACGGAUCAACUGCGAGUUGGGAACGAUGGGAUAUUCAUGCUUACGUUUUUCAUGGCGUUCCUCUUUAACUGGAUUGGCUUCUUCCUGUCCUUCUGUCUGACCACGUCUGCGGCGGGACGCUAUGGAGCCAUCUCUGGGUUUGGACUGUCUCUGGUCAAGUGGGUCCUGAUUGUCAGGUUUUCUACCUACUUCCCUGGAUAUUUUGAUGGCCAGUACUGGCUGUGGUGGGUUUUCCUGGUUGUAGGAUUCCUGCUGUUCUUCCGGGGAUUUGUUAACUAUUCCAGAGUGCGCAACAUGGCAGAUCACUCCAUGUCUACUCUUCCUCGAACCCGAGUUCUUUUUAUCUAUUAGGACAUAAACAACAAAAGUGCAAAGAACACGUCUGCUUCAGACGCCCUUGUUGUUUGCAUAAUGCAACUAAUUACAUUGGCAUUUUUACUAAAGCUUUCCAGUUCCUCCAACCAUUAAUCAGUGCUUAAUUCAGUCGUACAGUAUACAUUCAUUAUGCAGUUAAAAACUACUUACAUUUGCAUGUGCUUCAUCAAUAAUCAGCUUCUGUAAAAUUCCCAGUCACCGUUUGUUUCUUUGGGUUUUCUCUUAAUUUGUGGCAAGGUUGUAAAUUUACUUUGAGUAAACCUAGUGAGCUAGAACAAGAGUAUGUAUAUACAGUAUACGAGAAGAGAGAUAUUAAAUGUUAUAAACAUGCACUUUCAAGAUAUAAAAAGAAUAAGAUCCUUGUAAAGCCAAAAUUAUAUGAAGGCAACGUUUAUUCAAGAAUAUGUCUGCUUGUUUUAAGUUACUGUCACAAAAUGGACCAAAAUAGACUUAUUGUAUAAUAGAUUAUCUUAGACUGAUAGCAGUUCAAUAUAUGGUUCCGAAUUAAAGCACAUCUGGUUAUGUAAUGCGCUUAAUCAAUCAGUAUGAGUUACAGAAUAUCUUAUGAUGCCAAAUGUAGCAGUAGAUGGUUCAUUGAUCUUUUCGUUUUUAUUUGUAUUGAAGGCUUCAGUGUGGGAUAGUGUUUCACGAUGUGUUUGUGAUUUGUAUGUUUUACACUUGUCCUGUAACUUUUAAUAAAUGUAACAUCUAUGGCAACACCACA
This is a messenger RNA of Carassius auratus (goldfish), 1260 nucleotides long. Its product is annotated as NEDD4 family-interacting protein 1-like. Lineage: Eukaryota; Metazoa; Chordata; Actinopteri; Cypriniformes; Cyprinidae. Gene Ontology annotation, molecular function: WW domain binding. Gene Ontology annotation, biological process: vacuolar transport; positive regulation of protein ubiquitination; metal ion transport. Gene Ontology annotation, cellular component: Golgi apparatus; perinuclear region of cytoplasm; endoplasmic reticulum. Bases 198 to 512 code for a protein of 104 amino acids. The transcript has 6 exons. The record is from RefSeq and is a predicted model, not a curated record.